Drosophila obscura is the source of this 1989-nucleotide messenger RNA. Its product is annotated as nuclear pore complex protein Nup98-Nup96-like. Gene Ontology annotation, biological process: post-transcriptional tethering of RNA polymerase II gene DNA at nuclear periphery; RNA export from nucleus; protein import into nucleus. The coding region runs from base 432 to 1358 and encodes 308 amino acids. The transcript is spliced from 2 exons. Gene Ontology annotation, cellular component: nuclear pore; nuclear pore cytoplasmic filaments. Gene Ontology annotation, molecular function: structural constituent of nuclear pore. NCBI's taxonomy places the organism in Eukaryota, Metazoa, Arthropoda, Insecta, Diptera, Drosophilidae. The record is from RefSeq and is a predicted model, not a curated record.
UUAUGAUAUGUGUGUUUGUGUGAGUGUGGACGCGGCGCGCCAAAGCGCUUAAGCUAGCUUAAAUGCUGAAACUAACUACGUACAGCAACUACGUAAAGUAACGUUAACUUAGUAACUAUCUAGUAACAGUAGUAACCUAACCUGUAGUUAAGUGGAGCAGCAGCCCGACAUAUGAGCAUAGUUACGUGUGUGUAUGUGUGUGUGCGUCCGCGAACGCACGCCAAAUCGGCUUAAACUCUCUCACUUAAACUCGCUUAAACGCCUAAACUAACUAGGCACCGUGCAGUAACUACGUAACGUUAACUUAGUUAGUAACGAUAUAGUACCAGUAAAUAACUUACCUGUAGUUAAGUGGAGCAACAGCCGGAGCAUCCCAUUUUGAGCAUAUACGUGUGUGUGUGUGUGGACGCGACGCACCAAUAGCUGUAAUAAUGAGUAAAAACAGGAAAACAAGAGAGAAAAAAAAGGACAAGGCCGCCGAUAUCCCAAACCCCAAAUCUUCGGUGAACAGCAACGGUCCCCACAGGCUCCAAGCGGCUUUGGGAUGUCCCCACCAAAAGUCCGACAGUCCCACGGAGACGGCGAGCAGUAGCAGCAGCAGCGGUUUCUCUUCCAGGGACAGCAGAGACCAACAUCGGCAGGAUACGGAUAAGUCGCAAACCAGCGCCAUUGCCAAGCGGGAUACCUUCGCAUCGCAGCAGCAGCAGCAGGCGGCCCUCUCGCAGGAGACUGUAGUGAAUCGCUCCAGACUGGCCAUUGAGGCAGCAACGAGGCGCUAUGGGGCGUCAGACUAUGCGCCACAUCCCACAGGGAUAGUGUUGCGACGCGUGGGCUACUACACGAUACCCUCGCUGGAUGAUCUCAAGUCCUACCUGGCCGAGGAUGGGUCCGGUGUGGUGCCCAAUUUCACCAUUGGACGCGAGGGCUAUGGCACUGUGUUCUUUGCCAUGGAAAUGGACGUGGCUGGACUGAAUCUGGAUGAGAUUGUUUACUUCCGUAACAAGGGGAUCAUCAUUUAUCCUGACGAUGAGAAGAGGCCGCCUAUCAACCAAGGCCUGAAUCGUGAGGCACAAGUCACCCUCGAGCAGGUAUGGCCCGUGGACAAGACCCAGCCUGUGCCUGUUGUGAAGGAUGCGCAGCGUCUGAUCGAAAUGAAUUGGGAGGGACAUCUGCGUUGCGCCUGCUAUGCAAACGAUACGCGCUUCGUCGAGUAUCGCCCAGAGACCGGCAGUUGGGUGUUUUGUGUGAAGCACUUCUCCAAGUACGGCCUGGACGAGGACGAUAACAAGAUGACGCUCCAUUCGUUGCGGCCCAGCGUGUAUCCGAUGAUAUGCGGCACAAGGUUCCGCGGCCAGUGACACAUCCGCGCGCACGCUCUUCUUCUUCGCGAAUUCGUUCUUUGACAUAAAACGAAUGUGACUUCGUAUUGUGGCGUUGCCAGACUCGUGCAAUUCGUAGUUUCGGGCUGCCACCAUGAUAUUUUUCUACCCGUUUCAUUACCGAUUAGCUUUGAACCGAUCUGGCAGCCCUAAAAAAAAAGUAGGCAAAAAAGAAGAAGAUAAAUUUUCCACAAAUAGUAAGAAGAAAACCCACUGCGUGUUACAUUCGGCUUGCGGCUCGUGGGGCAACGCCGGCUAGCUCUCGACCCCAGGGAUGGGUAGUUCCCCUUGCCCGCCAAAUGUAAGCAAAGUUUGAGAUUUCGACUUCUCGGGACAUCAAUUCAGACAAAAAAAACUACAAUAGACUGCAAGACAAACAAAAAGAACCAAACAAAUAGACGGCUGUCAAGGGGGUGAAGUCUAGGUGUUUCCACUUCGCGCGCCCACCCUACCUGUGGUCAAAUAUAACGUUCAUUUUGGCCACCCUCUGCUGGAACGGCUGCGGCUGGUCUAAUCCAUGGCUUACGCCACGCGUCCUCCCUCUAAAUUAAUUUAGGCCUUCAUCCUUUCAAUAUUCCUUAGUUUAAUAUAUAAUAUAAUACGACAAAUA